AUGAUGUAUUACAAAAAAGGGAAGCCUAGGGGAAGAACUGGUAUAGCUAAUUCUGAUACAGUUGUCUUUUCGAGCGAUGAAGAAGAUGUAACAGAACAGACAGAUUGUUCAGCUAAUGCAGGUAAUCUGGUAACUGACAUCGUCAAAGAUAAACAAGCUAUGGGAGGAUUAGCAGAACGAAAUUCUCCUUAUACUACACUCCAUGAUAAUUAUUGGGAUUUUUUAGACUAUACAGAUGAUAGCUUACUGUGUUCAAGGUUCAAAAAUGACCCACUUACUACGUCUCCUAAGAGAUACACGCGCCUUAUGAGUAACAUCACUACGAAUGAUGGCUUUACUAGUCCUGAUUCCAGUCCAAUAAAGCGCAUUAAAAAACGCAAGACAAGAAUAUCUAAUUCCACUUCGAGCUCACAGCAGCCAUCUUCUCCUAGUCCAACUUCCCGUUCGUUGCAAAAUUCAACACCGGGAGCCAAGACUCAAAAACACUCUGCUCCAAAGACCGCAACUCCGAAAGAAAGAGAAGCUUGGAGUAGUUUGUUUGAAAACAUAGAGAAAGAAUCUGUAUUUGAACGGCCAUCAAUGAUUUUGCCGUUCGACAAAAGAGUCAGAAAAGAAACUAACGCAAGUAAUGAAUCUAAGCUAGGAGAUUCUGUGUUUCAUACACUUCCAACUGCUGUAAAUUUAGAAGCUGUCUUUAAUGCAAUUGAAAGUAAUAAAUCUGAUGUAUCUACUGAGGCUCCUCAACAAUCAAAGCACACAUAUCAAGAUAAAAAAUCUAAAGUGAAAAUGUAUGGCGUCGAGAGAAGUUUUUUGACGGAAAAUCAGAUGGAAGAAAAUGAAGGUAAGGAAGAUGACAACAAAGCUCGCGAAAUAGAUGAAUUUAAUCAUACUGAUGACGAGGACAGAAUUACGAAUAUUAACGACUUAAGGUGCUUAGGAAAAAGGAGCCUUGAAAAUGAUGAAAUUAUUUAUUUAUUGGAGGGCCUAAUUUACAAAAACAGUAGUCGAAUACAAUCAAGCAACUCAUUAUUAAUUUUAUCAUUAAUUGAUUUAGCUAAUAAGCUUAUCGCUAAAGAUGAUGUGGGUGCCUUUACCCGAACCAUAGCUGCGAGACUAAGGAAGAUUUUCAAAAAAGUGAAAAGUAUGGAUCAUAAAAAUACGGGUGUUAUAAAGUGGUUGGUGGCAGCUAACUAUUAUCUUUUAGCGCAAUUACUGGAUUUUAAGUUAGAAAGUUCCGCUCUUGAAGAUAACGACGAAGAAUUUGAAAAUUGCGUUUUAUCAAUGAUCGGAGAUGACUUCAAGGUAUUUGGAUUGCUGGCUUUAACCAAAUCUAAUCUUUUUGAUAUGAGAGAAAAGCUUCCUCCAGUCCAUAAAAUGCAACUUAAUUUACUAAGGAAUAUCAGAGGUGUGAAAAAUGGGGAUUUAGUUGAAUCAGCUCUUCGUAUCUAUGAUACCUUGCAUGAAAGAAAAGAUAAGUUAGUUUUACUUUCUUAUUUAGUGCUGUAUUUUGAACAAUUUGAUAAUGUCGAAAAUUAUGAGACAUUAUUACCAAUAUUCGAGACUACCAUUGAUAACAUACAUCAUGGGAAAUAUGAUGAGAUAGAUCUAAAUGUAAUGAAAUUAAUGGUUAUCAUUUCUACAAAUUGCAAUACUACCGAGGGCCAAACUAUCUACAGAAGGCAUUAUGUAUCCAUAUUGUUGCAUUUAAUUAACGAAUUUUACGAAUCUAAUACCACAUGUCAGGUUACUAAUAAUAUGAUACUCUUAUCGCUAGGGUAUUUGAUAAACUUUGUUGAAUAUGAGGAUGUGAUAACUGAACUUUCCAUCUUAAAUCACAAUAUAAAACUAAUCAAGAAGAUUGAUAUGUGUAAAACUGGUGAGCUAUUUCAACAUAUAGUUGGUUACAACUUUAUCUUACUUAGCCAUUUCAAAUUGUUUUUGGAUCUUCAAGUCCCUAAAAGUUUUCUUUUACAAGGGCUAGGCCAUUUUCGAGAUCAAAUUUUGAACAUAGGUAUUAUCGAUAAAAUUGAUAAUUUAAUUUUGAAGUUAGGUUAA
Priceomyces carsonii is the source of this 2055-nucleotide messenger RNA. RefSeq lists its product as uncharacterized. The record is from RefSeq and is a predicted model, not a curated record. Bases 1 to 2055 code for a protein of 684 amino acids. NCBI's taxonomy places the organism in Eukaryota, Fungi, Ascomycota, Pichiomycetes, Serinales, Debaryomycetaceae. The transcript has a single exon.